Molecule: messenger RNA, 4500 nt
Organism: Brassica napus (rape)
Lineage: Eukaryota; Viridiplantae; Streptophyta; Magnoliopsida; Brassicales; Brassicaceae
Exons: 9
Coding region: 957-4184 (1075 amino acids)
Biological process (GO): negative regulation of DNA-templated transcription
Molecular function (GO): acyltransferase activity, transferring groups other than amino-acyl groups; DNA binding; transcription corepressor activity
Source: RefSeq, a predicted model, not a curated record
CUUAUUAAUAUUUUGAUUAAAAUAUAUAAAUUUCGAGUAUUAAAAUAGACACAAUUUUAAAAUUUUAUGUAUUAAUAUUAACAAAUAAUAAUUAAGAUAUUAAAUUGGACGGCAUAAAGUUUAUGUAUCAAAAAACUUAAGAAACUUGAAGCUCAUACAUUUCAUCAUAAAUGAUCUGCUUGUCCCGAAAUGAUCCGACCAAAUAGGAAAAUCCCAAUUCAUUAGGCCUUUCGAUAAUUUAGUUUUUAAUAGAAUUUUCUCAUUAUUUUAUAUCUAUCAAUUCAGAAGCAUAUUAAAUAACAGAAAUUCAUUAAAAAAUUAUUUUUAGUGAUCAAUAAAUAUAUAUAACUCAACAUAAAUAACAUUUAUUAAAUUAAAAAAUAUAUAUUCUUAUGUUGAUUUAGGAAAGCUCAAAAGUCAGAUUAAAAAAAAACAGAUGUCCAAAUCUAAUCCAAAGCAAAGAAAAUACAUUGGUCUCUCCGAUAUUCAAAUUAUAAAAAAGGAAAAAAAUCCAAACCUAAAAUGGAGGGAAAUGGCUACGAUAUAAUAAUAAUAUGGAAUAAUAUUAGGAAAUGACAGACUUGACCCUCACAGAUCGUCAUUACCCGGAAAAAAAUUAAUUUGUCUCGAUACGGGCAUGUGCUUUUAGAGUAAUGCCCCCCCAAAAUGUAUAUUAAAACCUCUUUGGUCUUGUCUCCACCACUUUCACAUCAAAACUAAACCCUUGUUUCACUCUCUCUUUGUGUCUCUUCCUUCGUUUUGCCCCUCUAUCGAUUCCACAAUGCUAAACUCCGGCGAUUCUAUGAAGCGGAGUCGUUGAUUUCCCGGCGUCUCUCUCGAUUUUUCCGUUAUAUUCAUUCGUUUCUCCGUCCGAUCCAGCCACGCUUUUUCUGUCGUAACAUCAAAAUUUCCCAGGAUCUCUCUGUUAAUCUCUGCUGCGAAGAGAAGACAACAUUAUGCCGGAGGAGCGUAACGGAUCCAAAGAAGAGGGCUUUCAGUUACAGGGGUGUUCCAGCGAACCUGGUCUAGAGGCUGAGAGUGUAACCGAGAUGAACAACAAGAAAACGGUUAAGCCGAUUGAUCGCGAGGUCAAUAACAUUACCCGGAAGGUUCUUCGCUCAGGUUCUGUGGCAAUUGAUACGGACAAACAUGAUGUGGCUGUGGAAGAGAAGGGAGAUGAUCUAAGUGAGGUCGAUGAGGUGAAAGAAGAGAAGGCUCUUCUAUCUGUGGCAAAUGAUACAGAACAUGAUGUGGCUGUGGAAGAGGAAAUAAAGGGAGAUGUAAGUGAGGUUGACAAAAUUAGCUGUGAGGUGAAAGAAGAGGCGAACAGUGAGCUUGUGGAAUCUCCUGUGCCUAAGGAGACUCAUGGAAAAGAAGCUCAAGUUAAACGCAAAAGAGGACGGCCUCGGAAGCUGCAGAUCAGCAGCCAGUCUGAUGGUAAUGAGGAGAAGACAAAAGUAAGUCUGGCUGAAGAGCUAAAAGUCAAACGUAAGCGGGGAAGGCCUAGAAAGUUUCCCAUCACAGGUGGUCAAUCUGACACUACUACUCCAGAUACGGUUGACUCUAUUGAUGAUUCCAGUAGACCAAAGCGUAACUGUGGAAGCAGGGCUAAGGGACCUGAGUCUGACGGCAGGGGAAGGAAGAUGGGACAUAAGCGUGGAAGACCAAAGACGAAGAAGAAACCUGGGGAGACUGAUGAAUUAGAUUGUAAAGCAACGAUGAGACUACGGCCUUGUGAGAGUUCCUUAAAGUCACGGCACAACAGCAAACCUUCAAGUGAUGGCGAAAUGAGGAUUGGAGAAGAGAAAAUUGAUGAUGGAAGACGAUCUAAAUUACAAUCUAAGAAAAAGCUGAGUGACCGCAUACUUCAGCUACUUCUAGCUGCUGGUUGGACAGUUGAAUACAGGCCGCGAAAAGAGAGGGCAUACAACGCUGCAGUUUAUGUGAAUCCUGAGGGAAAGACUCACUGGUCAGUGACCAAAGCUUAUGAAGUCUAUAAAACAAAUCUGGAACGCAGCAUGACGGAUCAAGUAGACUCUGGUCUUGGCUUGCUGCCAGAAGAGGACCUUCAUCUUUUAAGGAGAAAAGUUCACAAGAAACGGAGCGAUACAGGUAAGCCAAGGAAGGACACAGAUACUACUAAUGAAGAUACGGUGGUUUCGAGAAAGGGAGUAGGAGAAAAAGCGCAGAAGAAACGAAAAGUGUCGCACAAAUUUGAAAGAAGUUCGGUUUCAGUCCGGAAAAUAAAGAGGGAAGAAAAACAUAAUAGAAAGCGUGGUGCUUUGUCGGCUCGCAGUUCUUUGUCGGAUGCGGAUUCCAACGAGAAUGGGUACAUUUUGUUUGAAGGAAAACGCACCAUGCUGGGAUGGAUGAUUGAUUCAGCCAUUGUGCCACUUAACGGGAAAGUUGAGUGCAAAAACACACAAGGAAUAAUCACCAAAGAAGGCAUUCGUUGCACCUGCUGUGACGAAUUAUUCUCUGUUCUCGAUUUCGAGGUUCAUUCUGGAGGGAACCCAUUCAAAAGUCUGUAUGUAGAGGGGGGGAACUCUAUCUUGCAAUGCUUUCUUGAGUCUUGGAAUAAACAAAGCGAAGCAGUGCUUAAAGGGUUCCAUGUUGUGGAUUUUGGUAGUGGAGAUCAAAAUGAUGAUACAUGUGCUAUAUGCGGGGAUGGGGGAGAUCUUACCUGCUGUGAUGGUUGCCCUUCAACUUUCCAUCAGAGCUGCCUCGGCAUUAAAAAGUUCCCAGCUGGUUCCUGGUUUUGUUGCAACUGCUCAUGCAAAUUUUGCGAGAAAGUGGAGGCAGCUAAUCAUGGCACUACUACAACUCUUUCCCCCUUGUUGAGGUGCCACCUAUGUGAAGAAAAAUAUCACCAAGCAUGCAUCAAGCAAGAUGGCACUGUACCUGUUGAAAGUAGUACUCUUCCAUUUUGUGGAAAGUAUUGUCAAGAGUUAUUCGACGGACUACAGUUACUCAUUGGAGUAAAACAUUCAUUGCCUGAGGGCUUCUCCUGGACAUUCCUUCGCCGAUUUGAGGUCCCUCGUGAGGUUUCCGAUAGUGACAUAUCUGAGAAGAUUGCAUAUAAUGCCAAACUGGCUGUUGCAUUUUCUGUUAUGGAUGAGUGUUUUUCACCUUUAGUUGAUCACAGGAGUGGUGUCAACCUGCUUGAAAACAUCGUCUACAAUUUUGGGUCGAACUUCCAUCGGCUAAAUUACAGCAAUUUUCUAACAGCUGUUUUGGAGAGGGGUGAUGAAAUCAUUGCUGUGGCAUCUAUCAGGAUCCACGGCAAUCAACUGGCAGAAAUGCCGUUUAUAGGAACCCGCUACAUGUACAGGCGUCAAGGGAUGUGUCGUCGACUAAUGAACGGCAUUGAAUCUGCGCUUGGCUCUCUCAAAGUAGACAAAUUAGUCAUACCAGCAGUGCCAGAACUAAUGGAUACAUGGACUUCAGGCUUUGGCUUCACGCCUGUUAGUGAAUCAGCCAGAAAAACAAUCAAGAAUUUGAACUUGGUGGUGUUCCCUGGUGUUGACAUGCUGGAGAAAUCAUUGGCUAAGGACGACGGUGAACUGCUGUUGGCAGCUGAGUUGAGUCUGCCUGUAGAUGUUGAGGAAACCAAACCUGAGGAGUGUAAAGACGAGCUAAAUUGUGGAACUGCUGAUGCCGAAUCUCCUUCUUACCAAGUUGAUAGCUGCUUGAAGUCGAUGGAUGUAGUCAAGGGAGUUAAUGAUACAGACUUGAAUCUGAAGUUGCUUAGCGGGUCCUUGGAGGAGAAAGAAGAGAUUGGGACUGGGAAACUGACAGAUAAAGAGGUCGAUUUUCUUCAUCUUGUAGUUGAUAACCAAAGAGAAUCUAACUCGGGAGUUAAGGAUGAUUCUCAUGAGGAUCAAACUGAUGCAAAAAGACAGCAAAGUGGUGAUUUAAAAAGCUCUGGAGUUAAAGCUGAGGGUACAGAGGAGCUAGAUGAAGAAUCUGAUUGUUACAUAAUAGAAAAUUCUCAGCCUCAUGGUAAUGGUGAUACAGAGAAAAAGAUUGGCAACAAAGCUUUAUCGCUGAGGAAAGGAGUGGCUUCCAGAUUGAGAGUAUCACCCCGACUGAUUCAAGGAUCAUGGGGAACGUCGAGGGUGAACAAAAGGUACACAGGUACCAAUGCCGUGUUGAUCGGCUCUUCACAUGGCAGGUGUGUUUGAGGUGCAUUGCAGCUUUUGUUUGUAUGUGCAUAUGACCAGAACUAACGCACUUUUGUCUAUUUUCAUGACAAACGAUAACGCGCAGGUGAAAGAAAAGUAGUUAGACUAUUAUUCUAAUUGCAUUGCUUUAGUAGCUUUUUUAUAACUCAGAGCCAUAGGUCAAGUAAAACCUUGCACUGCUCAGUGCUUAUUAGAUUUUUUCUAAUAAUUUUAGGCAGCAGGCCAAUUUAUUUAUUUCAUGGGCAUUUUGUAAUAUCAAACAUUGAGCUGCUUCUUCAUCUUAUUUAUCUAAUGUGGAAACAUCUUCUGGCUUGUA